AUGGCCUCUGACCUAUCCUCGGUGCAGGUCGGGGACCGCCGCUCCUACGACGGAGCCCCGUGCACCAUCCGCUAUAUAGGCGGCGUCAAAGGCACUUCGGGCGCCUGGCUGGGCGUCGAAUGGGACGACCCUGCGAGGGGCAAGCACGACGGCUCUCACAAAGGAGAGCGGUACUUUACUUGCAUAUCACACUCCUCCACAGCAGCCUCGUUUGUACGCCCGACGCGCCCGGCGGAGCCAGCCCGCGGCCUUCUCAGGGCCCUGGUGGACAAAUACACGGCGGAGCUCGCCGAUGCCGCCGUCAUCAAGUUCUCCGGCAAGGUGGCCGAGGAGGUCGGAUUUGCCAAGACCCGGCGCAAGCAGGCCAACCUCGGCGAGCUGCGUGUCGCCAUACUCGACGGAGAGCGCAUCGCGUCUGCAUAUGAUCCGGGCAACGGCGACGAGCAUGAGGCUGGCAAAAGCCAUGGGUCCGUGUCUAUCAGCCAGACGUGCCCGAAAGUGCGAGACCUGGAUCUGAGUCGGAAUCUGCUCCGCCGGAUAGGCGAUGUGGUUGGGAUCUGUAGUGAGCUCCCGGCUCUGCGAACCCUGAGGUUGAAUGGAAAUCGCUUCGAAGGCGUGCUCGAAGAUGAAACCCUACUUGGAGACAGGUGCCUUGACGCAUUCAAAGGCCUCGAAGAGCUGGCUGUCGAGGACACACUGAUGACCUGGGAGGAGAUAUGCCAUUUUUGCGCAAGAUGUGAGAGACUCCUAUCGCUGUCGGCGAGCACAAAUCAACUCUCGCGAUUGCCACCCACGACGGCUUUACUCUCACCGUCGUCGAUGACGACAAACCUGGUUGCACUCACUCUCGAAUUCAACGAGCUCACUUGCAUAUCGGACAUUGCCAGCCUUGGGGCCCUGAAGGCACUCCGCAACUUACAUCUCAAGUGUAACAACAUCAGGACCAUACUGCCUCCUGGUGACCCGGAUCAAGGGAAAGAUGCCCACGCAAACCUGAACCCGACGCAAUACGCCUCUGAGCUUCCCGUCUUCUCCCCGAGCGUCCAGUACAUCGACGUGUCCUACAACAAUGUCGAUUCCUGGGACUUUGUCGACAGCCUGCCGACAUGCUUUCCCGGGCUCACAGCACUACGCUUCGCCCACAACCCGAUAUACGACAACCCGGACCCAGACCACUCAUCCGCCGCGACGACAAAGAACCUCACCGAGGAGGCGUACAUGUUCACCGUCGCGCGCCUGCCGAACCUGAAGGCCCUGAACUUUGGCACAAUCUCCAAGGAGGACAGGCAGGACGCCGAGAUGUUCUACCUGGCGCGCAUCGGCAAGCACCUGGCGGCAAUCGCAGUGCCUGCUGCGCCGCCUGCAAGCGGCAGCAACACUACCACCAGCACCAGCGACGGUACCAUAAACAACACCGCGGAAGAGGAAGACAUGCAGACCUCGAAGAAGCUCGUGCGGGACCUCGAGGCCGCUCUCGUCAAGCGUCACCACCCGCGCUACGCGGAGCUGUGCGAGCUCUACGGCGCCCCGACGGUCGUCCGGCGCCGGGAGAUCAACCCGGCGUUCAUCGAGGCGCGGCUGAUCACCGUGCACUUGUCCUAUACACCUUCCCCUCCCCAUCCCACUUCUUCGUCGCCAUCGUCAAAUGUAUUGGCCCCCACCACCACUUCCUCCUCCUCGUCCACAGCAGCAGCAGCAGCAGUACCGACAGAGCCGGAAAUGGUGACCAGGACGGUACAGAUCCCCAAAUCACUGGAUAUAUACGCGGUCAAGGGCAUCGUGGCGAGGAUUCUCGGUUUCAAUGCCACCACCACUACGUCUGCCCUUUCAGCGGGGUCAGGGUCAGCAGAGGGUAGAAACAGGAGGAACGACGACGGCUUGGGCAGGACGAAGCCGCUCGACUUGCGCCUGGUGUGGGAGACCGGGGAAUGGGACCCGGUAGCGGACUUUGACGAGCAAGUCGACGACGACAGCGACGACGAUGCUGGCGAAGGAGAAGGAGACGAAGAAGAAGAGGAGGAGGAUGACCAGGAAGAGGCCAGGAACGGCAAGAGACAGGAGCCGGAGGCAGGUGAAGAGGGAGAUGGGGCCGACCCAAGUCCAACUGGACAAGCAGGCGGGAAGUGGAUCAAGCGUGAGGUCGAGCUGCCAGAUGGGCCGCGGCAGCUUGGUUUCUGCGUUGACGGGCAGGAGGUGCGGAUCCGCGUCGAGUUGCGUUAA
Messenger RNA from Microdochium trichocladiopsis, 2220 nucleotides. RefSeq lists its product as uncharacterized. NCBI's taxonomy places the organism in Eukaryota, Fungi, Ascomycota, Sordariomycetes, Xylariales, Microdochiaceae. The transcript is spliced from 3 exons. The record is from RefSeq and is a predicted model, not a curated record. Gene Ontology annotation, molecular function: protein binding. Bases 1 to 2220 code for a protein of 739 amino acids.